AUGGGGUACAGAGCGUCAUUACUACCCUCUGGUACCAAUAUUCUUCCUUUUGUACCUAUUUUCCUCUACUUUGCCGCAAUUGUAUUCUCAUGGGUUAACUACGGUGUGUUCUUUCGCAACCGCGUGAGUGUCUACGGGUUGUCUCUAGUAGGAGCCCAUCUUGCCUUCUGUAUAGUUGGAACCGUCUUCUACGUGAUUGUUAGUAGUGUGCUCUGGGUGCGUGCAGCCCGCUAUACUAACAAGUCGUCGCAACGAAUACGUUUCAUUCUCUUGGGUAUUAGUGGUAUGUUUUUCAUGAAGGAUAUACCUCUAUUCGUGGUGGAAUGUGUCGCAACAGUGCAAAGUGGGUGGUUAAGUGGUUACCAAGGUUUCUGUUUCGUUGUCCAGUUUUGUUUCUUUCUUUUGUCUCUUAUUAUUACCUGGCUUUCUUUUAUAUGGCUCAUCACUACUUUUAUUGAGUGUCAUUGGGGUAGAACUGAUAUGCAAGAACGUCGUUCAUUGGGGAAGGCAUUGUCAUACCCAGUACCGGCACCUGUGCCUCCACCUCCCAUUAUGAUUCAAGAAGAACCCUAUGGUCGUAACACAGACCCAGGAUUUCUCGUACAGGUGAAUUCUCCGCGUCAGGUAUCUGGUUCCCGUGACCAAAAUAAGUCUAGAAUAUCUUUAGAUCAAUGGAAGGACCCCAAUGCAUAUAUUUAG
Trypanosoma theileri is the source of this 699-nucleotide messenger RNA. RefSeq lists its product as uncharacterized. The record is from RefSeq and is a predicted model, not a curated record. The transcript has a single exon. Lineage: Eukaryota; Euglenozoa; Kinetoplastea; Trypanosomatida; Trypanosomatidae. The coding region runs from base 1 to 699 and encodes 232 amino acids.